UCUCUGUUUUUAUCAUCUCUCUCUCUCUCGCUUAACUUGUAAAAGAGGAAGAAGAAGAAGAUGAAGGAAUCAUUCAAAGUGUGCUUCUGUUGUAUACGAAGCUUCAAGGUGAAAUCAAGUGAGCCACCUGAAGAAAUCAAGAACCUUUUCCAUGAGUACUCCCAAGACGACAGGAUGUCUGCGGAUGAGAUGCUCAGAUUCGUCAUCCAAGUUCAAGGAGAGAAACACGCUGACAUCAACUACGUCAAGGAUGUUUUCCACAUGCUCAAACACCACGGCCUUUUCCAUCCUCGUGGACUUCAUCUUGAAGCCUUCUACCGCUAUCUCCUCAGUGAUUUCAACUCCCCAUUGCCUCUCUCCCGCGAGGUUUGGCAAGACAUGAAUCAGCCUUUGUCGCAUUACUUCUUGUACACGGGACAUAACUCUUACUUGACUGGGAAUCAGCUGAACAGUGAUAGCAGCAUCGUUCCGAUUGUGGCAGCUCUGAAGAAAGGAGUUCGUGUAAUUGAGCUUGAUUUAUGGCCUAGCUCUUCUGGAAAAGAAGCUGAAGUUCGUCACGGCGGGACGUUAACGAGUUGUGAAGAUCUGCAGAAAUGUCUUGACGCUGUUAAGGAGAACGCGUUUGAGGUGUCUGAUUAUCCUGUUGUGCUUACCUUAGAGGACCAUUUGCCUCCAAAUCUUCAGAAGAAAGUCGCUAAGAUGGUGAGUAAGACGUUUGGAGAAUCUUUGUUUCAAUGUACCGACGAAUAUACAGAGUGUUUCCCUUCACCAGAAUCACUCAAGAAAAAGAUUUUGAUCUCAACAAAGCCACCUAAAGAGUAUCUUCAGACUCAAGUCUCUCAGGGUUCAACAACUGAUGAAUCCGUUAGAGCUAAAAAAAUUGCAGAUGCAGAAGAACAGGUUCAAGACGAAGAUGAGGAUAGUGUAGCUGUCGAAUACAAAGACUUAAUCUCGAUUCACGCUGGGAACCGCAAAGGAGGAAUGAAGAACUGCUUGAACGGAGAUCCUAACCGAGUCAUACGGCUAAGCAUGAGCGAGCAGUGGCUUGAGACUCUGGCUAAAACCCGUGGAUCUGAUUUAGUAAAGUUCACGCAGAGGAAUCUUCUGAGGAUAUUUCCCAAGACUACUCGAUUCGACUCAUCAAACUAUGAUCCUAUGGUUGGAUGGAUUCAUGGUGCUCAAAUGGUUGCCUUCAAUAUGCAAAGUCAUGGGAGGCAUUUGUGGAUGAUGCAAGGAAUGUUUAAAGCCAACGGUGGAUGUGGUUAUGUGAAAAAGCCUGAUGUGUUGCUCACCAGUGGUCCUGGAGGUGAAAUAUUUGACCCUUGUUGUCAAAACCUGCCGAUCAAGACAACUCUUAAGGUGAAGAUCUACACUGGAGAAGGAUGGAAUAUGGAUUUUCCUCUAGAUCACUUUGAUCGAUACUCUCCUCCGGAUUUCUACGCAAAGGUCGGCAUCGCAGGGGUUCCUUUGGACACAGCAAGUUACCGAACAGAAGUAGAUACAGAUGAAUGGUUUCCAAUUUGGGACAAGGAGUUCGAAUUCCCAUUGCGUGUUCCUGAGUUAGCGCUUCUAUGCAUAACAGUCAAAGACUACGACAGUAACACUCAGAACGAUUUCGCUGGCCAGAUAUGUCUUCCGUUGUCAGAGGUCAGGCCAGGUAUUCGUGCCGUGUGGCUCCAUGAUCGUGCCGGGGAGGUCUACAAGCACGUGAGACUGCUUAUGCGGUUUGUCUUGGAGCCUCGUUAGUUGCUUCGUGGAUGAUGUUCAUUUAUCACUCGAUCGUGUCAAUAAUAAACUAUUGUCGGUAUACACGUUUUUUUGGUGUGAAAUGUUAAGGUGUCGGUACGGUACACAUUACUCCAUUUGUUAGUGAUCGUACUAAGAAGCCACACGAUAAUAUCAGCAAAAUUAUACAAAA
This is a messenger RNA of Capsella rubella, 1918 nucleotides long. Its product is annotated as phosphoinositide phospholipase C 1. The coding region runs from base 61 to 1746 and encodes 561 amino acids. The record is from RefSeq and is a predicted model, not a curated record. Gene Ontology annotation, biological process: phosphatidylinositol-mediated signaling; lipid metabolic process. Gene Ontology annotation, molecular function: phosphatidylinositol-4,5-bisphosphate phospholipase C activity. Lineage: Eukaryota; Viridiplantae; Streptophyta; Magnoliopsida; Brassicales; Brassicaceae. The transcript is spliced from 8 exons.